UUUGCGAUCCGAACAGUCGUGUCGCGAACACCGGCCGCGGUCGCACCAUUCACCGCGAAUCGCAUUCGACGCGUUCUCAUUCUCGAUAUCCCCAAUAUCCUCAAUAACUUACUGUGCCGUGGCUUAACGUAUCACACAUCGCUCAUCGGUCAAAGUCACUAAGUAAUCGAAACUCAGUGCGUUAUGACGGUAAAGUUAAAAGGGCUCUUAAGUAGUGCUGGUUGCCUACCGUAACUUAAUUUGUGAGCUACUCAGUUAUUGUUUUGUGUUUGUUUUGUGCAAAAUUUUGGAUUAUACACCCUUAAAACAUCUUUACCCAAAAGGAAAAAGGGCAACACAUCAAGAUGAAUUAUAAUAAUUAUGGCAUUGGAUGACAUCAAACCAUCCACAAAAGGGAUCCCCAAGAAUGCUAUGCCGUCGUACGUGCCGAUGAUCGUGCGGGUGUUUGGCGAUGGAUCGACUACGGAUGUGCCGGUGACGCCGGAAACCACAUGCUCGGAUUUAAUUGAGUGCUGUCGCGAUCCUGGAGACGAAACGUGCGACCUAAUUGCAGUGUGUCCUGAGCGUGGAGAGUGUCCGCUAAGACAAACUGAUCAUCCACUGGAAAUCCUGCAACGUUGGGGAUCCGGAAGGUUAUUGCUGAGGUAUACAGUAUUAAGCGCAAAUGAGGGGACCUACGAAAAGAGAAAUGGUAUGAAGGAAUCAGACCACUGCGGAGAAACGUUACCAGAAGGAGUGCAGUUGACACUAAGUGAACUGCGAGAUAUGGCAUGCAGGCAGCAGGCGCAGAUCGAGUCGCAGCAUCAGCUGCUGGCUGCGAAGGAGCAGCGCCUCCGUUACCUCAAGGAGCAGGAGGCGCGACAACAACGGGUGCAGGCCGAGAGCGAGCGCCUGCGACGGAUGCGCGAUCGCGUGGACGCGCAGGAACUCAAGCUGCGGAAAUUGCGGGCGAUCCGCGGCCAAGUGGACCAUCAGAAACAGAAUAAUAUAUCUCUCACAAGUGACCUUGAUUCCAUCCGAGCGCUCUUCAAUGAAAAAGAAAAGGAGUUGUCGCUGGCGGUGGCCAAAGUGGACGAGCUCACCAAGCAGCUUGAGGAGUUGCGACGGGGGCGGUCGAAUCGCGAGCAAACGCCAGCGUCGGCCCUUGAGCUCGACAAACUACGGCGGGAGCUGAUGUAUCGAAACAAACUGAACGAACAGCAGAAUCAUCGGCUUAAUCAGCAGCGGGAGGCGCUGACGGCGCGUCAAGAGGAAAUGAGCGCCAUUGACAAGCGGAUUUCGGAACUGCAGGAACGAUUACAUCGCAAGCGGCUAUUGAAUCAGCAAUUGGCGAACCAAAUUAGCGCCGCCUCGCACAAGGCCGCAUACAAUCAGUUUGUGAGGUUGGCGGGCUCAACCGAUCAAAACAAUCAGCAUUAUCCGAGGAAGAACCAGCAAAACACACACCCCGCUAAUGGAUUAUCCCGUAGCAACAUCGCCGCAGUGGAGCCCUAUAAUCACGUACCCCUUAAUGCUGGACAACAAAUUCGACAUGGACCAUUACAAGAUAAUUUGACAUAUCAUUCUGUAUAUCAACCAAAUCAUCAUAUCAAAAGCGAUUCGGAACCGAAAGCGGAGAGCCAGGAUAUCCACAAGUCGAUGUACAAGGGGCAGGAGCAGCCUGACGGCGACCUGUUGAAAGACUUUGGCGUGUCCAAGUCCGACCCGAAGUAUCAAACCUUGCCAUAUAACACGAAAUUCACCGUGAAUUUAUUACCCAAUAAAAAUAGAAUAGACAGCCACGACGCACUACAACAGCAGCAACCUGACGCGAAAGACAUUGACGUCCAUAAUGGCAACAACGGUGUACAAUCACAAAUGGUACACAGCGCGCCGUUAAACACAGCCAACAAAAAUAUUGCCACUCCGCUCAAUCAGAACGACUUGACCAAACGAUACGACAAGGAGAAUGACGGCAAGGGUUUUAAUGGGCAGUCGAACAAAUUGAACGAACACGCUUCCACAUUGUAUCAAAAACCGAUCAGCAGUGUGGCACCCACAUCGGUACAUCAUUCUGGGAAGCUUUCGAACAUUUACCAGACCUCAUCGAUCAAGGUGCAACCUGUGGAACCGCAGACCAUUCACAGUAAGCCUACCAGUACCCCCGAGGCAUCGGGAGACAAGGCAAAGCCGGCGCUACCGCCAAAACCGUCGAUACGACCACCCCCACGGCAGACACAGCUGAGUGUCGAUGAGCCGAGACACUCACCCCCACCGCCUCCGGUGCCCACGAGCGACCCGCCCGCCGAGGAGAAGCCCUCGCGGCCGGCACAUCCGCUCAGCCUCGCAUUGGGCAAGUUACAAGAACUCGAGAAGGCGGAAGUCAACGGUAACGAUAGCGCCGUCAAGUCGUCAUCAUCCUCCGACGAGACGGACAAGUCAUCGUCUGCGGAGAGUAAUGCACCUGAGUUGAAGGAUGUGGUGGUGCGACGCAACAAAAAGGGCAAUCUCAAACAGACAGGCAAGGCUAAUCUAUCGAGACGUGUUAGUUUUGACCCGCUGGCGCUACUUCUUGAUGCCAGCCUUGAAGGGGAACUGGAGUUGGUGAAAAAGACUGCCACACAAGUGGCUAACCCAUCUGCAGCCAACGACGAGGGUAUCACCGCGCUGCACAAUGCGAUUUGCGCCGGUCAUUUGGAGAUUGUAAAGUUUCUAGUUGAGUUUGGUUGCGAUGUUAACGCGCAGGACAGCGAUGGCUGGACACCUCUGCACUGCGCCGCUAGCUGCAACAAUGUUGCGAUGGUACGUUUCCUUGUCGAGCAUGGCGCCUGCAUCUUUGCUACGACCCUAAGUGACCACGAAACUGCUGCGGAGAAAUGCGAAGAGGACGAGGAAGGUUUUGAUGGAUGUUCUGAAUAUUUAUAUAGUGUACAGGAAAAACUUGGAAUCCUAUCCGGAGGUGCGGUAUUUGCCGUUUUUGAUUACGCUGCACAACAGCCUGACGAGCUCAGCUUUCAUGCCGGGCAACAGUUGACAAUUCUUCGCAAGGGCGACGAAAGCGAGCGCGAGUGGUGGUGGUCGCGUCUCGGCGAUAAGGAGGGCUACGUGCCGCGGAAUCUAUUAGGGCUUUAUCCACGCGUGAGCAAAGCAGACGAGUAAACGAGGCAACGUUUAAGUGUAAUAAGCAUCGAUGUAAGUAUCUUUCGCAUUUUCUAAAUCUAUAAAACGUGCUGGAGUUAUUACACCGCAAGGAGGGAGUGGGAAGAGGAGAGCAUCAGUUCUGGAAUUCGUAUGCCUUUGCUCAAUAUUUUAUUAUAUUGUUUAGUCAAAAGGUCGCGUUUGUUCACACUUAAUUAGUUAGUUUACGAGUGAUGUUUUCGCAUGGCAACAAGUCUUGAUAUUUUUGUUUUGUAUUAAGAUGUUAUUUAACUGGCAGAUUGCUUUUGGAAUUAAGUAAUUACUUAAUGAAUAUUUUAAUAUAUUUUCAUUAUUGUAAAUAUAUAAAUAUGAAUAUACAAUGGAAUAUUUACAUAAAA
This is a messenger RNA of Dalotia coriaria, 3515 nucleotides long. It is a transcript of the gene ASPP, whose product is annotated as Ankyrin-repeat, SH3-domain, and Proline-rich-region containing Protein. Gene Ontology annotation, biological process: regulation of apoptotic process. The record is from RefSeq and is a predicted model, not a curated record. The transcript is spliced from 14 exons. Gene Ontology annotation, molecular function: p53 binding. The coding region runs from base 361 to 3138 and encodes 925 amino acids. Lineage: Eukaryota; Metazoa; Arthropoda; Insecta; Coleoptera; Staphylinidae. Gene Ontology annotation, cellular component: nucleus.